GUAAGUUCAGGUCUACAUGUCUAUCUAGGCAGACAGCCAAAGUAGAGAAAGCACAGACUUUUCUCACCAGCGGUCUACAGCCUACAGAAUGGCAUCGGGUGUGAUGAGAUGGAACACACUGUUUCUCUGAAUCCCAUGUGUGGGUUAAGUGAGUAACCAAAUUUCCUGUGUCUGCCCACAUAUUGCAAAAUCCGCAAUUCAGAAAUUUGGGGGCACACUUAAUAACAUACCAUCUGUUCUGGUUCAUUGUAUAAGAAUCUAAGUCUCUGAGGAAGGUGACAUAGUGGACCAAGAGACCUGGUUGUCACUUCCUCUGGGAAGCUUGACCAUGAGGCUCCUCCUGAUCAUUGCAAUUCUGCUAUUCCAGAAGUUCACAGUAACCGAACAACUUAAGAGAUGCUGGAAUCAACAUAUACACGGAUACUGCAGGAAAAUAUGCAGAACAACAGAAGUACGUGAAGUACUAUGUGAAAAUGGAAGAUAUUGUUGCAUCAAUCUUGUGGAACUGGAAGAACAUAAAAAAAUUACCAGACCACCUCGUCCAAAGCUAAGGACAUUGGCACUUACUUUUUCUCAAGAUUAUUUAAUUGAACAGAAUUCUACACACUCCCACAGAAAGCCUACAUAA
Molecule: messenger RNA, 628 nt
Organism: Bubalus bubalis (water buffalo)
Lineage: Eukaryota; Metazoa; Chordata; Mammalia; Artiodactyla; Bovidae
Product: beta-defensin 127
Exons: 2
Coding region: 329-628 (99 amino acids)
Biological process (GO): innate immune response
Cellular component (GO): extracellular region
Source: RefSeq, a predicted model, not a curated record